Molecule: messenger RNA, 1723 nt
Organism: Populus euphratica (Euphrates poplar)
Lineage: Eukaryota; Viridiplantae; Streptophyta; Magnoliopsida; Malpighiales; Salicaceae
Exons: 9
Coding region: 840-1565 (241 amino acids)
Source: RefSeq, a predicted model, not a curated record
UAUUGAUAUAUCUUGUUGAGUCCAGCAGCAUGUUAUUCAUCAUUGCACACUUGAAUAAUCUGUAUGUUAUUCAUUUAGCCAUGAAUGGAAUGAAGACGAGAAAACAGGAGAGAGAGGUAGAAGAUGCUGGAGGCAUUGUUAACAAUGAGAAUGGAAUCCCGCGAUUUAAGACUUUGCAACUGGCUAGCAGCUUAUGCGAUCUAUCAACUUGAGCAUUUUACAGAUGAAACUGCAUGAUUUGAGUGGAUCUACCGCAUCAGAGCCGGGAUGACAAGAUGCAAGAAAGAGACUACAGAGACUACAUUUGCAGCUAGCCAGGCACUGUCAUGAUAGACCAGUCAAAAUCAAGUAGCCGAAGCAGGCCCAAGAAAGAAGAGGAGGUGGAGAAAGAGAAAGAAAGAGAGCCCAACAUGACAGACCCAGCCCAACCAGAGAAGAGGAAGAGAAAAGGGAAAAAAGAGGAAGGGAAGGCCCAAACAUUCUAGCAGUUGAGCCAGCCCAAUUGAGCAAGUUGUUGGGCCAAAUGGCCAAGAUUUCGUCAAUGGUUUGAGGAAACCACAACAAAACAUUUGAGCUUCGAGCAAGCUUAUGUUUUUGGCGAUGUGCAGUCCAGCAAAGCAAACUGGCCUCUAAAGAAGGAGAAUGAUAAGGUAUGACAACAGUUAUGACGUAGUCGAACUAGUUUUCCUACAGCCGAACUUCAUAUCAUCCCCUAUCGGUCGUUUUUCGGGCAUCAUCGCUCGGUUUCGUGGAGAUGGCUUUCUUUCUUCAAAAAUAAAUAUUUGUCUCUCUCUCACUCUCCGUCUCAUACUCUAUUUCAUCAGAUACCACGCAAUUCAAUGGAAGCUCCAUCUGAACUUGUUGGGGGUACAGUGCAAUCCUUGUACAUAUCUAUGAUAAAUAAGGCUUUAGGUCAAGUUGUCCAACCAUCAACUGCUCAAACUAAGAAAGCAAAGAGACGAUGGAUAAAGUGCACUCAAAGACAGUUCAAAAAGCUGAAAGCAGAUUAUGCUGAGUCUGUGAAAGGCGAAGCCUCCUCCAAAGAAAUACUGGAUCGCUUGAAAAACAACUUGGAGCAAGCUAGAGAAGCUAAAAGGUUACAAGAGCAAAUAGUUGAACAACAAAAUCUUAUGAUCAACGCGCUUCUACAACUUCUUCCAUUUGAAAUGACUGAAUUGGGCACUGGAGCAACAGGGCUACCUAUUCAUCAUCCACCAGAAGGCCCCGCCAUUGAAGAGUCAUUGGGGCUGCUUCAAUCACAUCUCCCUCAAGGAUUGGCACAUUCAGGAGACUUGGCCAUUAUGGAGUCAUUGGGGCUGCUUCAAUCACAUGUCUCCCAAGGAUUGGAACAUGGGAACGAUGUUGAGCAGCCUGCCUUAACCUAUGAUGGUGAUCUGCCCGUUAGUCUUGAUCACUUGAACAACCCUGAUCCGUCGAGAACAGCAAUGGCGUCCGGUAGCUCGCCAAUGCAAGGUUCACUUGCUCCUCAGAGGCAGGGGAACAAUAAUGAGCAGCCCGUCACAGCUAAUGAUGACCAGUUCCCUGAUAACACUCAUCAAACUUAAGAUGAAUAAACGGCGGCUUAUUAGCAGGCAAUAACAUUGGCGUUUAAGUUAUGAGUGCCGUAAUGUACUAAAAUUACUGUUUUUAUUUUUCAGAAUCAUCCAUGUGUGUUUUAUGAAGGCAUUGGUGGCGGUUGGUUGCGUAAUUUCUUUUUCUGUUU